This is a messenger RNA of Hippopotamus amphibius kiboko, 1107 nucleotides long. Its product is annotated as testis-specific serine/threonine-protein kinase 5-like. Gene Ontology annotation, cellular component: cytoplasm. Gene Ontology annotation, molecular function: tau-protein kinase activity; ATP binding; protein serine/threonine kinase activity. NCBI's taxonomy places the organism in Eukaryota, Metazoa, Chordata, Mammalia, Artiodactyla, Hippopotamidae. The record is from RefSeq and is a predicted model, not a curated record. Gene Ontology annotation, biological process: protein phosphorylation; microtubule cytoskeleton organization; intracellular signal transduction.
AUGAAGGGCACCGGCAGGCAAAAGCUGGACCAGAGAGCCUUCAUGGAGCAGAUGCGUGAGUGCAGGGACAACGGCUACCUGCUCUCCUCCAAGAAGAUCGGCUCCAGGGCCUUCUCCAAAGUCUACCUGGCCUAUGCCACGCAGGAGCGCCUGCAGCACAACUCCAAGCUGGCCUCUGACCUGCGGGGCAAGCGCCACACCACGGUGGCUGUCAAAAUCGUCUCCACCGCUAAGGCCCCUGUGGAGUUCUCUCGCAAGGUCCUGCCCCGUGAGAUCUCAUCACUCAAUGCUACCUAUAAGCACCUGAACGUGAUGCAGCUAUACGAGACCUACCGGAACAGCCAGCGCGCCUACUUGGUACUGGAGCUGGCAACCCGUGGUGACCUGCUGGAGCACCUCAGUGCCGUGUCAGACUGCCACCGCUGCCCCGGGCUGGAGGAGGAGGAGGCCCGCAGGCUGUUCUGGCAGCUGGUCAGUGCCGUGGCCCACUGCCACAACUCAGGCAUCGUGCACCGCCUUGCCUCCCCUUCCCCACACGGGGACCUGAAGUGUGAGAACAUCCUGCUAGAUGACCGAGGCUUCCUAAAGCUGAGCGACCUCGGCUUCGCCCGCUGGUCGGGGCUUAAGAACUGGCUGCUGCGCACCUCCUGUGGCUCUGUGGCCUGCACGCCCGAGAUCCUCACAAGCACGAAGUACAACAGGGAGGGGGCCGACCUGUGGAGCUUAGGUGUCCUCCUCUAUGCCAAGGUGACCGGAAAGCUACCCUGCGAGGAGCGCCAGCCCCGCCGCAUACUGCACCUGAGGCGCGGAGGCCCCACCCUCUGGCCAGGCCUGUCCCCAGAGUGCCAGGACUUGAUCCGAGGCCUGCUCCAGCUGCGCCCGCGAGCGCGCCUAGGCCUGCAGCAGGUGGCCACGCACCGCUGGAUGCUGCCCACUGCGCGUGCGCCCUUCUGCACCUUGCUGGGCACCACACCAGCUGCGGCCGUUUCACUUGGGUGGGCAGAGAAGCCAGAGGAGUCCCAGCUCCCAGUGUCCUGGGACAACGUGGAGUCCAGAGCGGACGUAGAUCCCCCAAGGCUGCUCCUGCUGCUCCUGCAGCUGCGGUGA